GCCACACCUGAUGUGUGCACUGCAGCAUGGUGAAAGACAGGAUAAAAGAUCUCAAAUCUGUUCAACAAGGCAAGGAUUAUGGCACAGUCAUUGUGCACAUUGAUGACAAGAUCCAACAUGUGGAUGCUUUCCUCGAAAAGGUGUCUCAGAUUCAGAAGCUAAUAGAAAACAUCAAAACAAAGAUUGAUGAGCUUAAAAAUAUACAGAAGGAGCUUUUAGGUAUUCCAAAGGAUCAAGCAAAGCUAAGGCAGGAUAUGGAUGCUUGUACCGCUUCAAUUCAGAGAAUGAUAACCCUGACAAAUGCUAGACUGAAAGAAAUGGAAGAAGAUAUAAAGAAAGAUCAAACUGAAGAUUCUAAGCCCAAGUCAGUUGUCUUGAGAAAUAUAGAAAAGGUUCAAUACUCAUCUUUAGUGCAUAUGUUUUCUGCUGUAUAUGAAAGCUAUGCUAUCCUGAUAUCAAAUUAUAAGGACAAAUCUGCUGCUCUGCUUAAGCAACAACUGAGGAUAAAGAAUGUUAUAGUUCCACAUGAAGAAUUAGAGGAAUUGCUGGCAGAAGAAAAUCCAGCAUUAUUUUCAAACAAUAUUUUAGCUCUUACUGCUGAAGCAAAGAUGGCAAUAGAUCCUUUGCAGUCAAGGCAUAGAGAGCUUCUCAAGAUUGAGAAAUCUGUCCGUGAGAUGAGGGAUCAGUUUGUUGAACUUGGAACACUGAUUGAGAGGCAGGGUGCAACUAUUGACUGUAUUGAAUACUUUGUGUUGCAUGCGGAGGACAAUACUGAGAACGCAAAGCGAAGAAUGCAGAAAUUAAAGAAAAAAAAGAAAAAAAGAAGAAACUUAAUGUGCAAGGUUAUAGCUGGAGCAAUAAUAGUCUUCAUCAUCGUCAUACUGAUACUAGUAUGAUACCAGAGGUCUCACUGCCAAGAUUCUCAUAAUAAUCUCUAUCAGUAGUUUACACAAAACAAUGGAAAUGCCAGGAUGGAAUAAUGACAGUAUUAUCAAAAGGAUAGAUUGCUACUCACUGUAUAACAGAGAUGCUGAGUUGCAGACAGGCACAACAAAAAGACUAUUAAACAUUUAAGCUUUCAGCCAGAAGGCUUUAUUUGAGGGGGAACUCAAACACAUAUAACCACUGUCUCUGGGUGCAGGACCAGUCUGGCACAGGCAGCCAGAAGCCAGAGCCAGUGGUCGUGUGUGUGUGUGUGUGUGUGUGUGUGUGUGUGUGUGUGUGUGUGUGUGUGUGUGUGUGUGUGUGUGUUGUGUUGUCUUUUUAGAAGAAGGCCUCCUGGCCAAAAGCUUACAUGUUUAGCAAUCUUUUCGUCGUGCCUGUCUUUGAAUCAAUGUCGCUGCUAUAUGAUGAGUAGCAAUCUAUCAACAGUUUUAUAAAUAAAUGUUCACGCCUACCUGUGAUAAAUUGCCACCUAUGUAAAAGAACUUGA
This is a messenger RNA of Schistocerca americana (American grasshopper), 1432 nucleotides long. RefSeq names its product syntaxin-like. NCBI's taxonomy places the organism in Eukaryota, Metazoa, Arthropoda, Insecta, Orthoptera, Acrididae. Gene Ontology annotation, molecular function: SNARE binding; SNAP receptor activity. The record is from RefSeq and is a predicted model, not a curated record. Bases 27 to 896 code for a protein of 289 amino acids. Gene Ontology annotation, cellular component: SNARE complex; plasma membrane; endomembrane system. Gene Ontology annotation, biological process: vesicle fusion; exocytosis; intracellular protein transport. The transcript is spliced from 9 exons.